Rhincodon typus (whale shark) is the source of this 3421-nucleotide messenger RNA. RefSeq names its product methionyl aminopeptidase type 1D (mitochondrial) (gene metap1d). Bases 79 to 897 code for a protein of 272 amino acids. Lineage: Eukaryota; Metazoa; Chordata; Chondrichthyes; Orectolobiformes; Rhincodontidae. Gene Ontology annotation, biological process: proteolysis. The transcript is spliced from 8 exons. The record is from RefSeq and is a predicted model, not a curated record. Gene Ontology annotation, molecular function: metalloaminopeptidase activity.
CCCUAUGCUCUCUCCCCCCACCGCCCUCCAAAAAGCGCAGGCUCAGCCGCCGGGACAUCUUCCUCUGAUCACCACACGAUGGCCUCCGCUCCUCUGCUGAGUCUUCGCCUCCUCACUCCAGGAUGUGUGACUGCCUGCUGCAGAAUUUCCUCAUCACAAUUCACUACUGCUCACAAGCUCAAACCAUUUGGGGUUCAGCUUAUAGGAUGUAUCUUUUGGCAGCACACCUCCUGCUGUGUUGUCCAUCCGGCUGUUGUUGGACCAUCUUACCCUGUACCCAAGCACAUAAAGAAGCCAGACUAUGUGACGACAGGCAUUAUACCAGACUGGGGGGACUGCGUCGAAAUUAAAGAUGAAGAUCAGAUUCAGGGUCUUCGACAAGCCUGUCAGCUGGCUCGCCAGAUCCUCCUCUUGGCUGGAAGUAGUUUAAAGGUUGGUAUGACAACUGAAGAGUUGGAUUACAUUGUUCAUCAUGAAGCAAUCAGAAAUAAUGCGUACCCAUCGCCACUGGGUUAUGGAGGUUUUCCGAAGUCUGUUUGCACCUCUGUGAACAAUGUAGUGUGCCAUGGCAUACCUGACAGUCGACCUCUUCAGAAUGGAGACAUUAUCAACAUUGAUGUCACAGUGUAUUUUAAUGGAUACCAUGGGGACACCUCUGAAACAUUCUUGGUUGGAAAUGUGGAUAAAUCUGGGCAAAAGCUCGUUGAGGUUGCCAGAAGAUGCAGAAAUGAAGCAAUUGCUGUUUGUAGGCCAGGAGCGCCACUGAAUGUAAUUGGAAAUACAAUCAGUCAGAUAGCAAAUGCCAGUGGACUGCAAGUGUGUCCUCAAUUUAUCGGCCAUGGGAUAGGCUCUUAUUUUCAUGGACAUCCUGAAAUUUGGCAUCAUGAUAUGAACUAAUGGAUAGGCAAAGAUCAAGUCAACUGCAGAUCAUCAUCUGCCCCAUGAUAUAACUUAUGGCAGCACAGGUUCGAACUAGAAAGAUACUUUUCUAGGACGGGCAGCAAGAUGUUCUUCCUUACAAAUGUGGUCAACACACGGAAUUUUCUGGUUUGUUACUAAAGGCAAAAGCGCUGGUACAAUUUUAAAAACAGCUCUUUAGAUGAUAGGAGCAUAGUUGUGUGAGUGGGGGAGGGUUUUGACAGAAGUAAGGGACUGUAGUUGCUUUCUGGACACACGAGCUAAGAUGGACUAAAUGGUCUUCCUCAUCUUGUAUUGGUUAUUUCUGUAUCUUCAUAUCUAAGUAGUAUUUAUCACCAAUUCUCUAAACAUUUACAUCUUUCUGAAUUUCUUUAAGUCUUUUUGUCAUGGUCAUUAUGGUAUUGAAACAUUUUCUCUGUAUCUUAAUCUUUUUGUUUGUCUCAUCUCCUGCAAGAUGGACUAACACAGAGAAUUAACCUAUGUCUAUUGAGUAUGUAGCACAUUCUGUAUGCAUCUGGUGUGUCAGUUUAUAGGUGAGCCUGUCUAUUUCUGUGUUCUUUGUUUACUUUUCUGUGUCUUUUUAAAAAUUUAACACCCCUAACCAUUUUGUCCUCAUGUCUUAAUUUCUGUAAAUCUACAUUUUGAAUCUGCAAAUUUGAAUAUCAAAAUUUUAAUAUUUCUUAAGAAACAAGUUGUUCUGGUUGGAAAAGUCAUCAUACAUGUCUAUGCAUAUAUACUACAGCCCAAGCUUAAUUCAAAGAUUUUGAACUUGAAGAAUUCAACUGAGGUAAACUUAGCAUCUGAAAGUUGUUGGAGGUAUGUGAAGAUUAUAUGCAAAUAUUUAUAACAAUAGUUUGUAUUAUUAUAGCAGCUCGAACAAAAUAAAUAAAAUCCCACAACAAACCUAAUCAAACAAAAUUUGAAAUCCAAGCACAUAAGGGAAUUAUACAGUAGGUGUCCAAAAGCUUUGUCAAAGAGAGAGUUAAAAGUGAAUAGAGCCAGAGAGGUUUGGCAUGGAACUUCCAGAACUUAGGGUCUGGGCAACUGCAGGCAUAACUACCAGUGAUGGGAUGAAAACUGUAAGUAGGAAUUUAUGUUUCUUUUUAAGAAUUAUUAUCUUUUAAUAUCCUUAUUAUGGUUUAACCCUAAUUUUAGUACAUUGUACAGCAAUUGGGGAAGCAGUAUGCCUGCUGUAAAGUUUUAUUUUCACAAACAUCAAUAAUUCAUUUUCGCAUUUAAAACUUUUUCUGAAAGAUAAUAAAAGAAGCCUACUUGUGCUUGAUUCAAAUCUCAUGUUUAUCAGAAACAAAUGUCAGCAUGCUUUGCAACUUGUAUGAAUGUACUAGCUGCAAAACUGCUCACCUUCCAUUCUACUCACUAAAUACAGAUCCUCUGCAAAAGCUAAAUAUUUUACCAAUUCACCUAUUUAAAAUAUCACAACUCAUCAUUAAAAUUCCUAUCCUGAGAAAAGAUUUUGGUGAACGCAAAUUUUCUCCACCACCAAUUUUUUUUAGAAACAACAAACAUGGACAUGGAUUACACAAAAUUACUAGACAUAAAUAUAUUAAAGGACAACUUGUCUUAUUGCUUUCCAUCAGACUAAUAUUUGACAUUCUUUACAGCUUUGUGAUCCAGAUAAUGAGCUUUGUCAAAUAACCUGAAUCACCUUUGUGAAUGACUAAAUCAUAUAGAAUCAAAUGCAUUUGUGUUAAAUUCAGAGAAAAUGAAUUGUUUAACAAAGUCUUGAUUCUCUAUGAGCAAAUCUUAACUUGAACCUUGUUUCCAUGAUUAGUGUGGAAUGAAUUUGCAUCCUGCUGACGCAAAUUGAAAUCUUCUGAUACAAAUUACAAUAUGUUUACACACAGCAAGCCAGCAACUGUAAUUCACAGUAGAUGUUAUUGGGAAAGCCAGCACAUGCUUAUGCCAGAGGCAGGUGAAAUGUGUUUACUUAAAUGUCUUUGUAAAAAACAAAAUGUGCAGUUUUGGCAAUUUAAGAGUUGUAUUGUAAAAGGUAAUUUGUUUUCAAGACAUUUACUAGAAGCCCUCCCCCACAAAUCCUUCUGUCACCUCCUGAUGAGGACAUGUUGAACAGCCUAGCCACUGCAAAGCACUCUGCAUGAAAAAUGUGAUUCAGCAGCACCUGGCAUUUUACUCAAACUUCUAAUUACUUCGCUCCAGAACAAUAUUACAUCUGCACCCUGGAGAUAGGAGAUCUGUUGCUGCCCUGUAGCUUACAUUGAAGGGAAUAAUAACAUAGAGAUGUAGAAAACCAGAAGCUCUAUGUUAACUGAGUAUUUCUCAAUUAACUUAGGAUUUUUAAAUAAUGUUAUAGCUAUUCUCAUUAUAUGAAUGACAUAAUAAAAGAUACGGCAGUAGGAUCUCUAAACAGGACAUUAGUUUAUCUUACUUCGUUUUAAAUGCCUACACAUCUGAUGUGCAUUUUCAGAAUUCUGUGUUUUAUUUCCUGUGAAUUGUAUGGAAGUCUGAAUAAAAGCUGGAAUUG